UUGAGUCAAGUACGUGAUACGUAUUAAGUGGUUAAUUCAUAUUUGCCAGCACACUUAUGCUUCAAUAUAGAUAAAUAAAUUGAACAAGGGCUUGUAUCAAGUCGGACAUCACAUUUCAAACAAAUCAAUGGCAGCUGAGUUACCUAACGCGUCAAAUGAAAAUUCUAAAAUGAGUGUAUGUUGUUUAGUACAUUCCGAUAAGGAGUGUACAUUCGUAUGUGGAGAUUGUACAGAGUUGAUUUGCGAUGAUUGUGUUGGUACAGAACAUCAUGCGGAUCAUGAUAUUAAAUCCGUCAAGAAGUUUAUCAAAGAAGUAGAUCUACAGGAUUUAAAGGAAUCAUGUGAAAAGUUUGACUGUUUAAAAUUCAAGGCAAAAAUCUUAGAUGAAACAGAGAAGCGGUUCCAAACAGCCAUAGAUGGAAUACAUUCGCAGGCUUCUAAAAUGAUAUCUGAAAUCAAUAAAAUAAAAGAGAAGAAAAUACGUGAGUGUGAGAAAAGAAAAGAAAAAAACGCUACAACGUUGAAUAAAGUUCUUGCUGUCGUUGACCCGUCAGAAAUAACAGACAAAUUAGAUAAUCUACCGAAGAAAGGAGGUCGUACGCAAUAUGCAGAAGUUGCUCAGGCUUUAUUGAAAUACCGAACAACUACGGAAUCGGAAGAGUUCGAGACAAAAGAUGACGCAUCUGUAUAUUUUCCAACUUUAACACGUGGUAAAAUACAAAAAUCCCACUUAGAGAAACUAUUUGGUGAACUUAAUUUCGAAAAAGAAGAUGUAGACUACUUGUUUGAUAGCGAUGAAGAAAGUACUGAAGGUGAAAGUAGCGAUGAUAAAAGUAAAAUUAGUGAUUGUGAAAGUCAAAGAAGUGAUGAUGAAAGUAAAAGUAGUGAUAGCGAAAGUCAAAGAAGUGAUGAUGAAAGUAAAAGAUGUGAUGAUGAAAGUAAAAGUAGUGAUCAUGAAUGUGAAAGUAGUGAUAAUGAAAGUGAAAGUAGUGAUAAUGAAAGUGAAAGUAGUGAUCACGAAAGCGAAAGUAGCGAUGAUUAAAAUGCUAAGACCCACAUCAAAUAAAAAAAAAGGAAAUAACAAAGAAUCUGAUGAAGCCGUGAAAAAUAUUGUUAAUCUUGACAAUCUAUUUUUUUAUAUCAUACAUUUUCAACCUGGGCUAAAUACAAUUAUAAUUAAUAAAGUCGUCUUCAAAAUGUAAUUACAUAGGGAAAAGACUGUUUAGUUUCUUGAUGAGAAACGUAUUACUUGAAUGAUGUUCACUGUCAUGAUUAUUUUGUCCUUCUUGGUCGUUAGAUAUUUGAACGUAAUCAAAUAUUGAAACAUAGUUUGUAUUUAGACAGAUUAAGAUUCAAAUGACACUUCAGAAAGGAUGAUGAAAUUAAUAAUGAGGUUGGUAUCCUCGUUACUCACUCUUUUUCGAGACGUAAAUAUGACAAACUAAGGGGUCUAUUUUUAACUAAUUUGUGAAAUAUUUCCCCACAAUUUCAAAAUGUGAAGAUAGAGACUAGCAAUUUUAUUUGUUACAAUGAUCAUUAUUAAAAUUUCAUUUGCGCUGUCAUAUUGAUAUUUAUCGGCAAUUUGAACUUUUUCCCUUUGAUCUUACUGCCUGAUAUUUUUAAGAUCAUGGACAGGAUAUUCGAAAAUAUUAGGCAAUGACGUCAUGUAUCUGUGCAGCAACGUCAGUUGAUCAAGUCCUUUCGCGUCAAUUUAUCAAUGAAAUGCACGCGACUUCAUUCAUACAAUCGAACAACUAUCCCUACGUUUUGUACGCGUAAAAGUAGUUUUAUAGUAGGGUGCCCAGUCAACAAAUUUGAUCAAUUUGGGUUAACGGAAAAACACACGGCUAUAUUUUAUAUCAUUGGAAAGAAGAGAACAAGCCUCGUAGAAAUAUUGAUGUCGUCGUUGUCUACAGUGGUCACGAUUUUCUUAAA
This is a messenger RNA of Mytilus californianus (California mussel), 1935 nucleotides long. RefSeq lists its product as uncharacterized. The record is from RefSeq and is a predicted model, not a curated record. Lineage: Eukaryota; Metazoa; Mollusca; Bivalvia; Mytilida; Mytilidae. The coding region runs from base 128 to 1042 and encodes 304 amino acids. The transcript has 2 exons. Gene Ontology annotation, molecular function: zinc ion binding.